This is a messenger RNA of Lentinula edodes (shiitake mushroom), 1512 nucleotides long. RefSeq lists its product as uncharacterized. Gene Ontology annotation, biological process: COPI coating of Golgi vesicle. Lineage: Eukaryota; Fungi; Basidiomycota; Agaricomycetes; Agaricales; Omphalotaceae. The record is from RefSeq and is a predicted model, not a curated record. Bases 1 to 1512 code for a protein of 503 amino acids. Gene Ontology annotation, molecular function: GTPase activator activity. The transcript is spliced from 5 exons.
AUGGCAGAACCUACCAAACAAGAAACUGAACAGGUCUUCAAAGUUCUCAAAGCUCAAAAGGCCAACAAAACCUGCUUUGACUGUAAUGCCCGCAAUCCAGCCUGGUCUAGCGUUACUUAUGGUGUCUAUAUCUGCCUGGACUGCUCGAGUGUCCACCGAAACAUGGGCGUACAUAUAUCUUUCGUUCGAUCAACAAAUCUCGACUCUUGGCAGCUCGCCCAGUUACGGAACAUGAAAGUUGGCGGGAAUCAGUCUGCAACGGACUUUUUCACUAAGCACGGCGGUCAGUCACUGUUAAACGACGCUGAUACGAAAAAGAAGUAUUCUAGUCGCGUUGCUGAGCUUUACAAGGAGGAAUUAGCGAAACGAGUGAGAGAGGACACUGCUAAGUAUGUAUUCCCGCAGGGUAUAUUCGUUGAAGGCAUAGAGACACCCGUAGCGCCUAAAGAGAACACUGAAGAUGAUUUUUUCGAAUCAUGGUCGAAGCCAUCCACACCGAAACCCUCGGCACCUUCUACCCCUCGAAUCUCCACUCCUCCCAUCCUUGGUCGUACACCGUCCCCUGUUACCCCCGCAUCGUCUUCCACAUCGAUUACUGCGCCAGCUCCUCGUACGACCACAUCAUCGGCAGCAGCUCGUACUGGCAAAAUAGGUGCUACCAGGCUCAACUCUGCGACAAGUAUCGGUUCGGGACCCAAAAAAUCAAAACUAGGGCUAGGUGCUUCAAAGGCUGCGAAGCCCAUCGAUUUCGAGGAAGCGGAACGCAAAGCUCGCGAGGAGGCCGAACGUAUCAAACAGCUCGGGUACGACCGUCAACGCGAAGCAGAGGAGGAAAAGGUCCGCAAAGAAGCUGAGGCGAAGAUGGCAGCUUUAGAGAUCGGCAACAAGACUGUUUCCGCUUCUGUUAGUGCUGCCAAAAAGGUUGAAACACCGAAGUCCGCUUCAUUUCCUCGAUUCGGCUUCGGUGCUAUCCCUAGCGCAGGUGCAGCAGCAGCAGUAGUGCAAGGGGCGAAAUCCAACUCCUCGGAUGCUGUCGACGACGCACCCACGACUGCUCGUGAUAAAUUUGGCAAUCAAAAAGGCAUCUCCUCAGACAUGUAUUUUGGGCGAAACUCUUAUGAUCCCCAGGCAGCAGCCGAGGCUCAAAAUCGACUACAAUCUUUUCAAGGUGCAUCUGCUAUAUCCUCCAGCCAGUACUUUGGCCGAGACGAUGAAGAUGAGCUUGCGAUGCGCCGAGGCAAUAGUGACUCUUUGCUUGGAGAUGGAAGCUUGGCCGGAUUGGAGCUUGCUGCGCGGGAUGCUUUGUCACGGGUUAUGGCCAAUCCCGAUGUGCAAAACGUCGGAGACAGUAUUCGAAAUGGAGCGCUAAAGGUCAGCGGAAUGUUUUGUUGCUGCCAAAGUUCCAUUUGUCUCAAAUCAUCACAUUCUAGCUGUCUGACUAUCUCGCGCAAAUGUCGGAGCACUAGUCUUCUGUACAUAAGAGCAGUAUACCACCGUUUUUAUGCAUGGUAA